AUGGUGAGGAAAGCGAGUAUCAUGAUCAUCAUAUCCACCUUGGUCAUGGUGACCUGGUCCCUCCCAGGAAGGGGUACCAACGCACAUAGUGACCAAGGCGAGGCCUCCGACCGGCUAGUGUUCGCACACUUUAUGAUCGGAAUAACGAGUGACAGGAGCAGUGCAUCUGAUUAUGACGAUGAUAUGAAGCGAGCUAGCUCGCUGGGAAUUGAUGCCUUUGCUCUGAAUAUUGGUGUCGACCCUUACACCGAUCAGCAAUUACAGUUCGCGUACGCGUCUGCCUCUCAAAAUGGAAUGAACUUAUUUCUGUCCUUCGAUUUUAAUUGGUGGCAUACGGGACAAGUACAGGAGAUCGGUCAAAAGAUUGCUCAAUAUGCCAGCCUGCCGGCUCAGUUGAUGGUAGAUAACAAGAUUUUUGUAUCCACGUUCGCCGGAGACGACUUGAAUGUCGCCGACCUUCGGGCUUCAGUUGGGAAACCAAUAUUUUUCGCGCCGAAUUUUCACCCAUCCUACGGCACAAACCUUUCGGCCGUAGACGGUCUUUUGAAUUGGAUGGCAUGGCCCAACAACGGCCAGAACAAAGCUCCCACUCCUGGACAGAAUAUCUCUGUUGCAGAUGGUGAUCACGAAUACAUCAGUGCUUUGGGUGGAAAAGCAUAUGUUGCGCCUGUAUCACCCUGGUUUUUCACUCAUUUUGGCCCCGAAGUAUCCUACAGCAAGAACUGGGUCUUUCCGUCUGACCUUCUGUGGUAUGAUCGAUGGAAUGAGAUUUUGACUCUAGGGCCUCGGUUCAUUGAAAUCGUGACGUGGAAUGACUACGGCGAAUCUCACUACAUUGGGCCUCUUCAGUCCCAACAUACUGACGAUGGGGCCUCCAAAUGGGUUAACGAUAUGCCCCAUGAUGGAUGGCUUGAUAUAUCCAAACCCUUCAUUACGGCAUUCAAAGCCGGGGCAUCCUCAGUAGCCAGCUACAUCAAAUCUGACCAGCUUGUCUACUGGUAUCGACCAGCUCCACGGAAUGUCAAUUGUGACUCGACUGACACUUGUAUGGUCCCGGCCAAUAACGACAGCGGAAACUACUUCCUUGGGCGGCCCAAUGGCUGGGAAUCCAUGGAAGACUCAGUCUUUGUUGUAUCUUUAUUGACUGUGCCGGCCUCUGUUCACGUUAACAGUGGAGGAACAGUCUAUGCCUAUGAUGCCCCUAUUGGAGUCUCCGCACAAGCAAUACCCAUGCAUGUUGGCAUUCAGAGCUUCUCUGUCAGUCGGAAUGGUCAGGAUAUUCUCUCAGGUACCAGUCUGAAGCCAAUCAUAGAUGGUUGUGUGUGCGGCCUGUACAACUUCAAUGCCUACGUUGGAACUUUGCCUACCGAGUUUAGCGAUCCCCUUCAACCUGAUGGUCUCAGCUCAUUUCGUCAGGGCCUGCGCUUUCAGCCACGAGCUGCGCAACGGGAGGCGGUGGUAGUAAUGGAACUAGUGGCGGCAACGUCUGUACUGGCGGAACGGGGCCAGGGAACUACGUUGGGCUCUGCGUCUUCUGCUGCCAAUUUGGAUAUUGUCCCCCUGGGCCUUGCAGUUGUAUUCAAUACGGAGCCUCCAUUCCAGCUCCGCCAUCUACUGGAGUUCGAGGAAUUCCUCUACCUGGAGAAGAUGACUCGUAUUUGGGUCUUUGUAUUUUUGCUUGUGAGCAUGGAUAUUGCCCCCCAACGGCCUGCACCACUGCGUGAGUGA
This is a messenger RNA of Penicillium daleae, 1728 nucleotides long. Its product is annotated as glycoside hydrolase family 71 protein. The record is from RefSeq and is a predicted model, not a curated record. Gene Ontology annotation, molecular function: glucan endo-1,3-alpha-glucosidase activity. The coding region runs from base 1 to 1728 and encodes 575 amino acids. Gene Ontology annotation, biological process: mating projection tip cell wall disassembly. The transcript has 6 exons. Lineage: Eukaryota; Fungi; Ascomycota; Eurotiomycetes; Eurotiales; Aspergillaceae.